Desarmillaria tabescens is the source of this 900-nucleotide messenger RNA. RefSeq lists its product as uncharacterized. Lineage: Eukaryota; Fungi; Basidiomycota; Agaricomycetes; Agaricales; Physalacriaceae. Bases 1 to 900 code for a protein of 299 amino acids. The record is from RefSeq and is a predicted model, not a curated record. The transcript is spliced from 6 exons.
AUGCCCAACGCGUUCCUGUCGAGCCUUCUUCGCCUUCCCGAUAAAUGGCAUACAUACACCACAGUACGAAGCCAGAUCGACGCGAUUAGCCGCGACUUUGUGUUCCAGAUUCUCGUCAACGAGUACAUCAAGGUCUCCGGUGGCAUCAGUGAAGGGCAAUAUGAUGCCAUGCUUGUACGAGUGUUCCAGCUGACAGCUGAGGUUGAGAAGCAAGGGAUGCCGGUGCUCCCGCAGAAGGUACUCAAGGUCGGAGGUGCGGACGACGCCACCAAGGAAGAGGCCGAGGAUGAGGAGGAUAUAGAUGAUGAUGAGAAAUCCAAAAGCGUCGCCAAACGCUGGGAAAUGUCUAUGACGUUUCGUUCACACUGUCUUGGGCUAUUCCUAGCACCAAAGAAGGCCCAGCCACUCUACUACGACCGGUCUGGUAUCAUCAUCGGCGAAGCGUUGGACAAGGACGAUCAAGUCACGGAUAUUUUCGUUGCCAUGCUCAUCGGGUUCUCAGCUAUUCCGCCAAACAGUGAGUUAACGCGGUCUCCUCUGGCCUCGUUUGAAACUAGCAACACGAAAGCAUUUUUGAGAGAACAGCUGCCUGAGGCCAAGAGCCUUGAGAACGACGGCAUUACUAAAAGAGAGCUUGGAUUAGAAACACGAACUACAUUCGCAGCGGUAGAAACUGAAGGGAAAGUGAUCUCUGGUGUGGUGAAUGCACCGGAAAAUCAAAGUCGUCGUUGUGGGAUACUGGUGAAUAAUCGCGGAUUUGAGGGUGGCAGCGGGCAAACGACGACAAUGGUGACGGUAGAGCUGGUUGAUGCAGCACCUGGUAGCCUUUCCGUUGAAAUACAGACGGUCUCCGGGACGGGCGGGGGCGCUACGGCAGGUGAAGAGGCCGUGGGUGGGUAA